CACUUCCCUCCCCAUAUCCCUUCCGCCCUGCGUGAUUCUACCUCCUUCCACCUCCCCCUCCCAGCCAACCGGGACAUCGCGCCAGCGUCGGCAGCGCACGUGGCGCUACAAGGCACUUCUCUAGCCUCGUCAGACAGAGGGUCCCAUCCGCCCCUUAAUUAUUCACCCCUCCCCUCCCGCAUCCCCCUCCCUCGCUCCCCUUCUUUCGCAGCCUUGCUGCUGCCUUUGCGCCCGUCGUCGCCCGCGCCUUCCCCCCGCGACCUCGUCGUCGCCUCCGCGCCCGCGUCGCCCCGGCCUCGUCAGCCGCCGCCGCCCGCGCUGCUCCCCUCCGCGGCCUCGUCGCCGCCUCCGCGCCUGCGUCCGCCGCGGCCUCGCCAGCCGCCGCCACCCCGCUCCCCUCCGCGGCCUCGACGCCGCCUCCGCGCCCGCGACGCCGCGGCCUCGUCAGCCGCCGCCGCCCGCGCCGCUCCCCUCCGCGGCCUCGACGCCGCCUCCGCGCCCGCGACGCCGCGGCCUCGCCAGCCGCCGCCGCCCGCGCAGCUCCCCUCCGCGGCCUCGACGCCGCCUUCGCGCCCGCGACGCCGCGGCCUCGCCAGCCGCCGCCGCCCGCGCAACUCCCCUCCGCGGCCUCGCCGCCGCCUCCACGCCCGCGACGCCGCGGCCGCGCCAGCCGCCGCCACUCGCGCCGCUACACGGCCUCGACGCCGCCUCCGCGCCCACAUCACCGCGGCCUCGCCAGCCGCCGCCGCCCGCGCCGCUCCCCUCCGCGGCCUCGACACCGCCUCCGCGCCCACGACGUCGCGGCCUCGUCAGCCGCCGCCGCCCGCGCAGCUCCCCCUCGCGGCCUCGCCGCCGCCUCCGCGCCCGCGUCGCCGCGGCCUCGCCAACCGCCGCCGCCCGCGCUGCCCCCCUCCGCGGCCUCGUCGCCCCCACGCCCGCGUCGCCGCGGCCUCACCAACCGCUGCCGCCUGCGCUGCUCCCCUUCACGGCCGCGACGCCGCCUCCGCAACCGCGUCGCCGCGGCCCCACCAGCCGCCACCCGCGCAGCUCCCCUCCGCCGCCUCAGCACCACCUCUGCGCCUGCGUCCGCCACGGCCUCGCCAGCCGCCGCCACCUCCCGCCGCUUCGCAGCCUCGUAGCCACCUCCGCGCCAACCUCCGCUGCCUGCGCCAUUCCUCCACCUCCCCACCGCUUCCGCACCCGCGCCAUAGCAGCCCCACCAGCUGCCGCCACCUGCGCGCUUUCGUGACCACUGCGGGUCCACCUGCAGCCCUUGCAGCCGACAAAUCCGCCAUUAACUGGUACUCGUUCGUCGGCAGCAUCCGACGAGUCCUCACCAAUGCAUGGAUCCCCCCCUACCGCGUCCUUGACGUCGUCCUCCGCCGCCCCCAUGCCCUCCCCCCCACCGAACCUGACCACCCCAGCAAGACCCCUCCUCUCCCUCCCCCUCCUGGCGACCCUCCCCUUGAGCCCGAGCUCCAGACCGCCGCCGACCAAGCCACCGCAGAUGCAGACUUCAUUAUGCGUCGCCUUGCCUACCUCAUCCGCAAAGCCGAGUACGAUGCAGCAGCUGAUGCCUACGCCCAGGACGUUGCUGGCCGCAAUGCUCACCUCGCCGUCGUCGCCAAAUACAACGACGAUAUGACUACCUUCACUCCUAAGUUCAUCGCCUGGUCAGCCGCUGACAACUGCGCAUGCACUGUCAUCUUCGGUGCUCUCCCCGACUCCCUCAUGCGCCGCUUCCAGGCCCGGGAACUCCGUGCCUCAGUGAUAUGGGCAGAACUCCAUGCUAUGUUCGAACGCCGCGACAUCAGCUCCGUGGGAAUCCUCUUCCAGGAGUAUUUUUCUAUUACCCUCGCCACCUGUGACGGGGCAGUAGACUAUGUCGGCCGCAUGCGAGAGGUAGCUGAUCGCCUUGAAGCCCGCCAAGCCGGUCUCUCCGAACCCCUCCAAAUCCAUCGCCUCCUCUUCAAUCUCACCCCAGACUAUGAAUCCCGCCUUCACGCCUUUACCGAGGCCAAUCCCAUGGCCAAUAUCACUUCUGUUGAACAGUGGAUCAUUGAUACCGAAGUCAAACUUCGCACCCCCAUGGUCAACCUCGCCUCCUCCCACCCUCCCUCCUCCUCUCUCAACACUACCCAGCCCCGCAAGCAGGGCAAACGCAACGGCAAAGGGGGAAGUGGGGGCAAGGGAGGCAGCGGUCAAGAAACCAGCAGCGCCAGCAACCAUGGUGCCUCUACUGGGGAUGAGCACGGCACCCCCAGGGAGUGGUCCGUUGGGGGAACCGACCCUCACUCACCUCUCCCCCCUCCUUCCCCGCCCCCCCCCGGACAUAGCCGUCAGCAUCAGCAGUGCACGUGGCGCUACAAGGCACUUGUCUGGCCUCGUCAGACAGAGGCCCCAUCCGCCCCUUCAUUAUUCUCCCCUCCCCUCCCGCAUCCCCCUCCCUCCCGCAUCCCCCUCCCUCCCGCAUCCCCCUCCCUCCCGCAUCCCCCUCCCUCCCGCAUCCCCCUCCCUCCCGCAUCCCCCUCCCUCCCGCAUCCCCCUCCCUCCCGCAUCCCCCUCCCCUCCCGCAUCCCCCUCCCCUCCCGCAUCCCCCUCCCUCCCCCCCAACAGGACAUAGCGUCAGCAUCAGCAGUGCACGCGGCACUACAAGGCACGUCCCUUGCUUCAUCAGACAGAGGGCCCAUCCGCAUCCAGUUCUCCAAGAACCCCCUUGGAGUUAAGGGGCCGGGCUUCGGGGGAGGGAUGGGGGGAGUGGGGGGAAUGGGCGGAAUGGGGGGAGUGGGGGGAGUGGGGGAAGUGGGCGGAGUGGGGGGCGUUGUGAAGAGUGAGAUCGGCCCAGUGGCGGAGCCCGCACCAGCAGGGACGGACAGAGGAGCAGGGGGAGCAGGGGGGCCGAUUGGGGCAGAGGCGGCAGCAGCAGCGGUGUUGGCAGCAGCGAGUGGGUUGACUUAA
Closterium sp. Naga37s-1 is the source of this 2958-nucleotide messenger RNA. The record is from the annotation of a GenBank genome assembly. NCBI's taxonomy places the organism in Eukaryota, Viridiplantae, Streptophyta, Zygnematophyceae, Desmidiales, Closteriaceae.